AUGGCGACGGCAGUGAGGAGCACCGGAGCGGACCCUUGGGACAGCACGACCGCUUCUAUACCCGCCAACCUGCCCGCCAACCCGCAGAUAAGCACGCUUCGGCGCACGACAUGUGAUGUUUGCCGCGAGCGAAAGGUUCGGUGCGACCGCACGAAGCCCGAGUGUCUCCGCUGCAGACGCUCCGGCGCCGUCUGCGCCUACCCUUCCCCAGACGCGGAUGCAGCGAAGAUUCAGCAGACCCUGCAGAGCCUCUCCAAGCGCCUUGAAGAUGCUGAGAGCAGGCUCCAGUCCAGCCAGCCUCCGGCACAUGGUGCGACGCCUAUUACGGCCUCUGGGGGGCAGAUGAUGGACUUCAGUAUCGUCGACUUUCCUGGCCUCGGGUUCUCGGCCGAGGGAGGGGAUGACGCCAAUUUCCAAGCCUGGGAUCAGCCAAUGAUUGAUGAUUUUGGGGGCCAUUUCGGUGGCUCGGGCAAACUGAGCAGCACCGUCAGCGUGUCCCCGCUGCCCUACGGCACGCUCUCUGACAGCGUUCCCACCCCGAUCGAGACAGGAACCACAACAGCAACCACAGCCAACUCGUCACGAGCCUGUACUAUUCCACAGGAGCUGGGCCACGGGCAGGUCGACCAGCCGAGUCCUCCUGAAAAUGGCUUUGGCACUUUGCCCGUAUCUCCUGAGACAUGUGCACGACUCUUUGAAGCCUAUUUCGACGUCGUCCAAAAGCAUCUGCCCCUGAUGAGCAAGAGCGCUUUCUACCGCACCUUACAACAGUCUCCAGACAAGCACCAGACGUUGGCCCUGAAAUAUGCCGUGUGCAUGGCCGGGGCCCAGGCAGAGAGGGAUUCGUUCCAGUUCAAGGAGCAAUGCUACAUCGCAGCACGGCUCCACCUGGAGCAGGCCGAGCUCGGCUCCGGCGCCUCGUCGUUCUGGAACGCCGAGGCCGCGCAGGCCCUCGUGCUCGUGGCUCGUUUCGAGUUCGAGCACUUCACCUCCCCGCGCGCGAUGGUCACCACGUCUCGGCUGUUCGCUCUCAUGUCCGUUUUAUGCCAUCAGGAUAUCUCCGGCUCGGAAAAGGAGCAGGGCGAGGAUGAAGAGGAGCCGAAUCUGCUCAGGAUGGUGAUGCUCGUCAGCCUGUCUAUGAAGUUCCGGGAAACAGGGGUCCUUGGAAACAGCAAGUUCAAGCCGCCCUCAGUGUCCAACAUCUAUGAUGACAUCGACCUGGACCGCCUCAAGAUCAACCUGCUCACAACAUCACGCAGCGUCCCAGAGAACGACGCAUUCGGCGUCCUGUGCGUCGCCCUGAAGAUCGCCAGCGACGCGGAGCAGCACGACCGCAUGACCACCACGGCCGUGUCCGGGGUCGACCUGCCGGCCUUCAACUUCUGCCGCACCCAUGAGCGCCUCGAAACGAAGAUCGGGACUAUCGUGACGCAGUGGCUCACCUCCUCGCCCUCCUCCGCGCUCUCCUCGGGCCCCCACUGCGAACUGCGGGUCUUGGCCCUGCUCGUUGCCCUCGGAACGAGGAUUCAGCUCUUCAACACGGCUGUCUACCAUGGCGGGAGGUCAAAGUUCCUGCAUACCAUCACCUACGAAUGCCGCGAAGAGAGCGUCUCCAGCGCCAUUGACAUCAGCGACUUGUUGUGCUAUGCUGAAGUCCUCCGCCCAGAUAAGAUCACGAUAUACCGAGAAGCAAGCUUCUACAUGAUGCCUCCUCUCCGGCUGGCCGCCGAGGCCCUCGUGGCCGUCCUCCAGGCGCGCGGCCAAGACAGCGCGAGGCGAAUCCCACACGGACACCUCGAGGUCCGCCAGUCGCUCAAGACGAUACUCCAGGUGAUGGACGCAUGCAAGAACGAGGCUGGCUCGUACAACGACUGCAUAGGGAUGGUCCGAGCCUACCUGGGGAGCUUGGAGGAGACGUCCACGCCGCUGCGAACGGGGUUCUCGGCAAGCUCCUCCCUGGGAAAGAAGUAG
Molecule: messenger RNA, 1971 nt
Organism: Diaporthe citri
Lineage: Eukaryota; Fungi; Ascomycota; Sordariomycetes; Diaporthales; Diaporthaceae
Exons: 6
Coding region: 1-1971 (656 amino acids)
Biological process (GO): regulation of DNA-templated transcription
Molecular function (GO): zinc ion binding; DNA-binding transcription factor activity, RNA polymerase II-specific
Source: RefSeq, a predicted model, not a curated record